AUGCAUUCGUUAAGAGGAUGGAAUUGGUUGGCUCUGGGUGGUCUGGUUGGACUGGUACACAGCGCUGCGUUGCCUGUUAUUACACCUGCGCCGCAACCAGACCGAGUUGGCAUUCGAUCACUAAAGCAUAGGCAAGACCCUGAUACCAUCGAAAUAUUACAAGUGCUUAUUACUGCACUACCACUUUCGCUACGGCAAAUCGCUGCGACGAACAUACCCGCAGUUUCGAGCAUAUUAUGGGAGGAAUUCUUGGACGACAACCGGCCAGACUGGUUCAACGAGCUUCCAUAUGAUAUACAGUCUUACUUCAUACAAGAAUUCGGACCAGCGACGGCAGCGCCACCUGCGAGUGAAGCAUUGCCCACUGAUGUUACCGCAUCCGCAACGGAGGACCGAGGCCUAAGCGUCGAGAAUUUCGAACACAGGCGACCCUUGAACCCCGCAGCACAACAGAAAAGCCGGUUUGUGGAAGACAUGAACUGGGAAGAUGAUGGCUAUGACCCGGCCCCUAUGUCUACAGCCUACCAGGGCCAUACGAUACCACCGGCUGCAGGCGUGUCUCACCCUAACCAAGGGUAUUCUAUGCCAGCAGAAUCAACACCAAUGACGAUGCAAGACAACCACACGCCCAUUCUAGCGCCCGCGCUCUACCAUAGCCACUCGUCAAACCGAGCCCGUGGCCGACGAACAAGCUACACUAGUCUUCACUCUGUGGCCGAAGUUACAGAACCUGACGACGAAAUGAACGGAGAGUCCCCUAUCUUAGGGCGUCACAACUCACCCCCCAAGACAGGUCCUCGAAGACCCGGUAUGUCUGCCUUGGACACGCUACCUGUUCCCGCCGUAGCGAGCAUAAAGCGAAAGCCUGUACCCACAAGUCCGAUCAGUAGCCCUGCAGCGGAAGCAUCCCGAGGCCUCCUCCGACCCUCUCUGGCACAAAACACCGCCGAUCAUAGUGGUAGCAGUUCCUCCGGUCUUGCCGUCUCCAGUAUGUCUUCCAACUCUGGGCACGUAUACCACUCAGACGAUUCCGCGCCCAUUUCUCCCAUUACGCACCAGAAAACGUCUUCGAACCCCUUUGCAGGCGGAUAUUCCUAUCUUGAGGAUUACGGCCCUGAGUAUUCGAACGAUGGGUACAACGACCAGGAUGACGAGCUGUAUGGCGGACACAGGACUUUAGAUCGGUACCCAGACCCCAAUCCGCCGAUGAGAAAGAGCAGCAAGACAGAAUGGCCAUUGAGAAACGUCAUGGGCGGCGGUGGUCAGAAGAGGACGAGAAGUCCCAUGUGGGAUCGUGUUUAUGAACGUGUAUGA
Messenger RNA from Alternaria postmessia, 1314 nucleotides. RefSeq lists its product as uncharacterized. The coding region runs from base 1 to 1314 and encodes 437 amino acids. The record is from RefSeq and is a predicted model, not a curated record. NCBI's taxonomy places the organism in Eukaryota, Fungi, Ascomycota, Dothideomycetes, Pleosporales, Pleosporaceae. The transcript has 3 exons.